AUGAAACUCACCAUCAAGGCCUACCGCCCCGUCGCCGUCUGGAAGUGGGACACCUCGACCGAGCCGCACAAGCCGUACCAUUUCGCCGAGAGAGGGUACGACCAGGACGAGGACGACGAUGACGACGACGACGUGUGCGUCUGGGGCGAAUGCACCCACGUCUUCCACAUGCACUGCCUCCUCAAGUGGAUCGACACCGAAUCGAGCAAGCAGCAGUGUCCCCUGGACCGGCGGCCGUGGGUCACGGCAGACAGAAAACCCGACCAGCUGCCUACUACCGUCUCGGGCGCGCCCAUGGCCUCCGUGGCUCCUGGCCCGAUGCCGCGCCGCGAGGACAGCGACGACGAGGGGGAGGUGGUCGAGGCCGCUGAGGGGGCCGAGGUCGGUGAGGCUGUAGCGGCUGGGGAGGACGUCGAGAUUGACCCUGAACGCGCGAAGUCGCCCCCCCCCUCGGCCUUUGGCUGCUCCAUCUCGUCCAUCUCGCUCCAUCACUCUCUUUCCAUCACUACCACUGACUGCACCACCCACCUUGCCAUGCCCCCAAAGAAGAACAAGAAGGGCAAGGCGGCCGCAGGGACUAGCACGCCCCCCGAGUCGGUGCCGCUCAUCAUCACGACCAACGCGACGCCGCCGCCAGACUCGCCACCGCAGCUGCCCGACGACCCGCUCUCCGAGCCGCGGUCGAGCAACGACGUGGGGCUCGAGACGAUGCACGAGGAGGUGCGGCCGACGAUCCACACGCUCGCGCAGCGCGGCGACGUCGCUGCCCUUGACGCGCUCCUCGCCUCUGACGCUAGCCUCGACGUCUCGGCCCGCGACGAGCAGGACGUCACCCCGCUCCACUGGGCCUCGAUCAACGCGCACAUCGCCGCGUGCCGCUGGCUCAUCGACCACGGCGCCGACGUCGACGCUAUCGGCGGCGAGCUGCGCGCGACGCCCCUCCAGUGGGCGGCGCGAAACGGGCACCUAUAUGUCGUCCAUCUGCUCAUGUCGCGCGGCGCCGACCCGAAUAUCCACGACGCGCAAGGCUUCAACACACUGCACCUCGUCACGCACAGCAGUGCCGUGAUGCCGCUGUUGUAUAUUCUCCAACAGCCUGUCGCCGUCGACGAGAAGGACAGCGACGGACACACGGCGCUCAUGUGGGCCGCGUACCAGGGCGACGGCCUGUCAGUCGAGCUGUUGCUCAUGCACGGCGCGUCGGUGCAGACCCGCGACCACGCCGGCCUGUCCCCACUGCACUGGGCGGUGGUCAAGGGCUCGCUGCCAUGCAUCAAGCACCUGAUCGAGGCAGGUGCCGACCUCGAGGCGAAAGAGGAGCAGCGCAAGACGCCGCGCGAUAUGGCCGUCGAGCUCAAGUCGACGGCACCGCUGGAACGGGCCCUCGAGGAGGCCGUGCGCACGCCGGAUGGAAGACCGAUCCAGGCGCGAUUUGGCGACCGCAAUACCAGCGUGCUGGUCUUUGUGCUGCCUACGUUUGUGCUUUUGGCUGUGUUCCUCACCCUCAAGCAGUUUGACUGGUACAUCGGCAUCCCGCUGGCGGUGGCCGAGUUCUUCGGAAUGCAGUUGUCCAUUGUCCGCCUGCUUAAGCACAAGCCGGCGCACGACCGCAUCACCGCCUCGCCCUACUUCGCCGGCAUCAUCACCGGCUCGCUCAUCUGGGUGUUCUACACCUGGGCUACCCGGCUGGUCCGCGGCGCCCCAGGGCACCUCUUCUCGCAGGUCGCCUUCUUCUUCUCGUUUGUCGGCUGCGCCACGUCCUUCUACAAGGCCAUCACGACGGACCCGGGAUACGUGCCCAAGCCUGAGAAUGACGGCGAGACCAAGGAGGCGAUCGAGCUGUUGACGGACGAGGGGCGGUUGAACGGGACCAACUUCUGCAUCUUCUGCAUGGUUCGCAAACCCCUUCGGUCGAAGCACUGCCGAUCCUGCGACCGCUGUGUCGGGCGAUUCGACCACCAUUGCCCGUGGAUCUGGAACUGUGUCGGGUACAAUAACCACCGUUUCUUCCUCCUCUUUGUGUUAUUCCUCAUCUCGGGUGUCAUCUUCUUUGAUCGCUUGACUAUUUCUUAUAUCCAAGAGAGCGCACCUGCAUACGAAGCCCCCGAGAUCCCAGGCUUCACCAUCUGCGACAUUUCCGAGACGCUGUGCAGAGGAACAAAAUACGAUGCCUUUGCUGUCGCGGUUGCCUUCUGGGCCACUCUCCAGCUUACAUGGACAUCGAUCCUCGCCAUCUCGCAGUUAUGGCAGGUCACGCGGCAGAUGACCACGUUCGAGGUGUCCAACCUGGGACGAUUCGGAUACAUGGGUGGAAAGGGCGGCACGUCGCUGCGGGACCAGUCUGGCGCGCUGCGCGCCGCUGGUGUCCAGUUCCGCCCGAUGGCCGAGCCAGACGCCGAGGGUGCGUCGACGCCCGCUGGACAUGUCCACGGCCCGCAAUGCAAGCACGGCCAUGGACAUGGGCACGGGCACAACCACCGCUGUGGCGUUCUUGGCCGCUUCUGCUCCGGCCUUGGCAAGGUGAUCACCGGCCCGCUGUUCCAGCUUCUCGGACUCGACUUCUUCACCAAGGGCAAGGGAGCAAGUGGUCUUGCCAAGGCGGGCAAGGAGCAGAACCCAUUCGACUUGGGCUUGGUCAGGAACUGCAUGGACUUCUGGUCGGGCGUCAGCGGCGUCGACUAUGUGCAGCUGUACGACGUGCCUCCCGAGGGCUGGGCUGCGUACCGCCGCAAACUCGCCGCCGGCGGAGUCAAGAAGUCCAAUGGCUAUGUGGCUGUCGCGCGCGAGGAGGUGUAGGCAGUGGUGUAAGUGUAUGGCGUAGGAUACAUUGGCACAUGCAAUAGAUGAUACAG
Vanrija pseudolonga is the source of this 2852-nucleotide messenger RNA. RefSeq names its product Palmitoyltransferase AKR1 (gene AKR1). Gene Ontology annotation, cellular component: anaphase-promoting complex; Golgi membrane. The record is from RefSeq and is a predicted model, not a curated record. The transcript is spliced from 12 exons. Gene Ontology annotation, biological process: anaphase-promoting complex-dependent catabolic process; protein palmitoylation. NCBI's taxonomy places the organism in Eukaryota, Fungi, Basidiomycota, Tremellomycetes, Trichosporonales, Trichosporonaceae. Gene Ontology annotation, molecular function: palmitoyltransferase activity; zinc ion binding; cullin family protein binding. The coding region runs from base 1 to 2796 and encodes 931 amino acids.